AUGCAUCUAUCCAUCGAGUUCAAAUCAAGGGCCUAUCUAUGGUCUUCUCAGCAAGGGUCUAUUCCUAGUGUUCUCAUCAUAGGUGUUGUGUUCUCAGCAUGCAUCUAUCCAUCGAGUUCAAAUCAAGGGCCUAUCUAUGGUCUUCUCAGCAAGGAAUGCGUUUAUCCACCUAGUUCACAUCAAGGGUCUAUCUAUGGUCUUCUCAGCAAGAAUCUAUUCUUAGUGUUCACAUCAUGGGUCUUGUGUUCUCAGCAUGCCUCUAUCCAUCGAGUUUACAUGAACGGCCUAUCUACGCAAGGAUCUAUUCAUAGUGUUCUCAUCAUGGGUCUUGUGUUCUUAGAAUGCGUUUAUCCAUCGAGUUCACAUCAAGGGUCUAUCUAUGGUCUUCUCAGGAAGGGUCUAUUCCUACAUGCGUCUGUCCAUCGAGUUCACAUCAAGGUCCUAUCUCUAGUCUUCUCAGCAAGGAUCUAUUCUUACUGUUCUCAUCAUGGGUCUUUUGUCCUCACUAUGCGUCUAUCCAUCGAGUUCACAUCAAGGGCCUAUCUAUGGUCUUCUCAACAAGGCAUGCGUCUAUCCAUCGAGUUCACAUCAAGGGCCUAUCUAUGGUCUUCUCAGCAAGGGCCUAUUCUUAGUGUUCUCAUCAUGUGUUCUCAGCAUGCGUCUAUCCAUCGAGUUCAUAUGAACGGCCUAUCUACGCAUGCGUCUAUCCAUCGAGUUCACAUCAAAGGCCUAUCUAUGGUCUUCUCAGCAAGGGUCUAUUCUUCUUGUUCUUUCGGCACCUCGAGGCGAUAUAAUGUGUUUUCCAAUCUAUCUAUCUAUCUAUCUAUCUAUCUAUCUAUCUAUCUAUCUAUCUAUCUAUCUAUUCAAAGUUCCUAA
Acanthosepion pharaonis is the source of this 876-nucleotide messenger RNA. NCBI's taxonomy places the organism in Eukaryota, Metazoa, Mollusca, Cephalopoda, Sepiida, Sepiidae. The record is from the annotation of a GenBank genome assembly.